Molecule: messenger RNA, 1388 nt
Organism: Dryobates pubescens (Downy woodpecker)
Lineage: Eukaryota; Metazoa; Chordata; Aves; Piciformes; Picidae
Gene: SELENOI
Product: selenoprotein I
Exons: 10
Biological process (GO): phosphatidylethanolamine biosynthetic process
Cellular component (GO): endoplasmic reticulum membrane; Golgi apparatus
Molecular function (GO): ethanolaminephosphotransferase activity
Source: RefSeq, a predicted model, not a curated record
ACGGCGGCCGGCGGGGGUCAAGGCGGGCGCGGAGCGGAGCGGUGGCACCGGCAGUGGGAUCGGUCAUCGUUGGCUACCAUGGAGUACGUGACCGCCGAGCAGCUGGCCGGCUUCAGCAAGUACAAGUACAGUGCCGUGGACAGCAACCCCCUGUCCCUGUACGUCAUGCAUCCCUUCUGGAACACCAUAGUGAAGAUCUUCCCUACCUGGCUGGCCCCAAAUUUGAUAACGUUCUCUGGCUUCCUGCUGCUUGUCUUCAACUUCUUCCUCAUGGCAUACUUCGACCCUGACUUUUAUGCUUCUGCUCCUGACCACCAGCACGUUCCCAGCGGAGUGUGGGUCGUUGUGGGCCUCCUCAACUUCGUUGCCUACACCUUAGAUGGUGUGGAUGGGAAGCAGGCUCGCCGGACCAACUCCAGCACCCCGCUGGGAGAGCUCUUUGACCACGGCCUGGACAGCUGGGCCUGUGUCUACUUUGUGGUGACAGUCUACUCCACCUUCGGGCGCGGCUCCACCGGCGUCAGCGUCUUCGUCCUCUACCUCCUCUUGUGGGUGGUCUUGUUUUCAUUCAUCCUCUCCCACUGGGAGAAGUAUAACACAGGGAUCCUCUUCCUGCCCUGGGGAUAUGACAUCAGCCAGGUGACCAUUUCAAUUGUCUACAUAGUGACAUCCAUUGUGGGAGUUGAGGCCUGGUAUGCACCUUUCCUGUUUAAUUUCUUAUAUAGAGACCUAUUCACUGCAAUGAUUAUUGUUUGUGCACUCACUGUAACGCUGCCAAUGAGCCUCUACAACUUCUACAAGGCCCAUAAAAACAACACCUUGAAGCACCACUCUGUGUAUGAAAUCAUGUUGCCGCUGGUAUCCCCAGUGCUGCUCUUCCUGCUCUGCACCACGUGGAUCUUCGUGUCCCCGACAGACAUCCUGGAGGUGCACCCCAGGCUCUUCUAUUUCAUGGUCGGAACAGCCUUCGCUAACAUUUCUUGCCAGCUGAUCGUCUGCCAGAUGAGCAGCACCCGCUGCCAGCCGCUCAACUGGAUGCUGCUACCCAUCGCGGCUGUGCUCUUGCUGGUGUUGUCCGGCCUCCUGCCCGGCAGCGAGACCCUGCUCCUCUACCUGUUGACUGCUUUCCUCACCCUGGCACACAUCCACUACGGAGUGGUGGUGGUGAGCCAGCUGAGCAGGCACUUCCACAUCCGUCCCUUCUCCCUGCGGAAGCCCACGCCGGAUUGACUAGGCGAGGAGGAGGAGCAGGUCGGCCUGCGGUCUGCCGAAGAACUGUAAAUAACUGCUGCAAACCCCUGUAAAUACUUCAGCCAUCACCACGGACCCAAACCCAUCCUCUGGACAGACAGCAGGGCAGAGCAGGCGCGGGAGCUGCCGCAGCCGGG